GUGUUGACGUUAAUUUUAACAACCAGGAAGUACUAGCUUCCCCUACACUUUUACUGAAAUUUACGAAUAUCAUCUAUAAAUGCUCGAGUUUACAGCGAAAUACAAAUUUAAUACUCAAACGUAUAGUUUUUGUUGGGCAGUAGUCACUAAAUGCCGAAUUUAGUUUAGCGUACCUUCGCUUUUACCAGAACACCUGGAUAUAUAUUUUUUUAAUUGUCGAGAGGAUGGAUGUUCCUCAACUCUCCGAAGAUGAGAUGGCGGAGAUUAAAAAAGACGUGCUGACCCGCAUGCGGCACUACCUCUGCGAAAAGAUCCGAGCACGCUGCCACCUGGAUUACUUGCGUUCCCGUCGCAUCCUGACCCGAGACGACGCCGAGGAGAUCAACAGCAAGAGUACGCAGACCAGCAGAACCGGUUGGCUGCUGGACAUUCUCACCGAGAACCCACGCGGCCUCGACGUCCUGAUUGAUUCCAUUCGGGAGCUACGCUCACAAAAUUUCGUCAUCCACAAAAUCACAGAUGAGGUGCAGAAAGCCAAGAAUGAGAAGCUGGAGUCUCUAAGAGCUGCAGCUUCCAGUUCCUCACCCAGGAGCAGCAUCACCCCUUCAUGCACCAGCCAGGACCUCUCCAAUACAUUUUCAAACGACUCCACCUUGCUCUUCCAGCCUGACGGACAACGAAGCCCCUGCACUUUGACCAUCGGCGCCCUCCCCAGCGUUAACUCGCUGCCAAACGGCGGCGUUCUGACAUCCGUUGGUUCCGCCGCAACCUCCUCCAGCCUCCCUAAGCCAGGAGACCCUGGAGCUCCCCCACUGCCUGAGGAGGAUGAGCUGCUGGUGGUGUCCCCCUCCAACGUAGGAGCGGUGUCACCCGGGUCUACCAGCAGUGGGGCGGACAACAACUUUCAACCCCUCCGCUCGCGAUGUCUCACUUCUGCGUCACACCAGAGCAACUUUUACUUAAAAUAGGAUUAGUAUGAUGUUUAAAAAGGAGAACCCGGUACAUGUGUACACUAGCUAGACAUUACAGUAUAACCCAAAUUAUACUACCUUGUGCACCAAGAUGUGCACAAAGACUGUACAUUAUCUCAUCAGCCUCAUCUUUUUUUUAUUCUAUAGUACUACUGAAUAUUGAUUACUACUGAAAGGGUUUUUAAAAAAAUAAUACAGUCUAGGUCUUUUUAGUUUUAAAAAUUUACAUCUUACAAUUUUACAAAUUUACAUUUAAAUGUGUAGCGUUGUCUGUACUUUUUUUUUUUUUUUUUUUUUUUUACUCUUUGGACACAUUUGAAUAUAAAA
This is a messenger RNA of Corythoichthys intestinalis (scribbled pipefish), 1298 nucleotides long. RefSeq names its product BCL10 immune signaling adaptor (gene bcl10). The record is from RefSeq and is a predicted model, not a curated record. The transcript is spliced from 3 exons. Gene Ontology annotation, biological process: apoptotic process; positive regulation of extrinsic apoptotic signaling pathway; canonical NF-kappaB signal transduction. NCBI's taxonomy places the organism in Eukaryota, Metazoa, Chordata, Actinopteri, Syngnathiformes, Syngnathidae. The coding region runs from base 225 to 968 and encodes 247 amino acids. Gene Ontology annotation, cellular component: cytosol; CBM complex. Gene Ontology annotation, molecular function: NF-kappaB binding; transcription coactivator activity; kinase activator activity.